Gamsiella multidivaricata is the source of this 486-nucleotide messenger RNA. RefSeq names its product nucleoside diphosphate kinase. The coding region runs from base 1 to 486 and encodes 161 amino acids. Gene Ontology annotation, biological process: UTP biosynthetic process; CTP biosynthetic process; GTP biosynthetic process. Gene Ontology annotation, molecular function: nucleoside diphosphate kinase activity. NCBI's taxonomy places the organism in Eukaryota, Fungi, Mortierellomycota, Mortierellomycetes, Mortierellales, Mortierellaceae. The record is from RefSeq and is a predicted model, not a curated record. The transcript has 4 exons.
AUGCCUUCUCGACCAUUGACACAGCUCACAUUGGCAUUGCUUAAGCCAGACUUGACUGCAAACAGCAUCAAGGUUAAGAAGGUCCUUGCUCACAUUCAGCAGAACGACUUCAACAUUGUUGCCCAUAAACAGCUACUUUGGUCAAAGAGCGAUGCCGAGGCCUUCUAUGGUGAGCACCGCGGCAAGUUCUUCUUCGAGCGGCUAUGUGGCUACAUGACAAGUGGACACUUUCAUGCCUUGGUUCUCGAAAAAGCCGAUGCCAUCCCGGACUGGCGAGCCCUCAUCGGCCCCACACACCCUCCUCGUGCUCGUAUUGUUGCUCCAGAUACCCUGCGUUCUUUGUAUGGAAUGACGGACACGAGGAAUUCUUUUCAUGGCUCAGAUGCGGUCGAGUCGGCCAAGAAGGAGAUCGGGUUCUUCUUUCCCGAAUUCAGUAUCGAAAAAUGGGAGGAAGAGCAAAGGAAAGCCCAAUCACCAGGACCAUAA